AUGCCCUUCACGACUGAGAAAGUUCCUGACAAGUACGUCGACGCUGUCUUGCCAAACACCGACCUUCAGACGACGCUUGACUUGAUUGUAAGCAGCACGCAUGAAGUUGGGAACUCAUUCUUUACCAUUGCUGGACAUGUGAGAAAUGGGAUCAUCUUUCCAGGCGGAAUGAGCGUGGACUCGACCAGCCUCAAAGAAGCCAUUGACGAGUGUCGGGUGGUCAAGGACGAAUACGAAAUUGCCUUGAUCAAAAAGGCAAACAUCAUCAGCUCUGCUGCACAUCUAACCGUCAUCAAAUCUGUUAAGAAGUGCAAGAAUGAGUCAGAAAUUGAUGGCUUGUUUUUAGGAGAGUGCACCAAAAGGGGAACCAAAAUCCAAGCCUACCCGAGCAUUGUUGCAAGUGGACGUACGGCUGCGACGAUGCACUAUGAAAGGAACAGCCAGAAUCUCUACCUGAACGGAAUGGCCAAGGACGUGGUGGUUAUUGAUGCCGGAGCCGAGUGGAACUACUAUGGUGCAGAUAUCACUCGAACUCUGCCUAUCUCUGGCAAGAUCACGCCUGAAUCUCGUUCGAUUUACGAAAUUGUCCCGAAGAUGCAGGAAGCUUGCAUUGCGGCCCUGAAGGAGGGCGUUCUCUGGGAUGAUCUUCAUGUGCUGGCGCAUAAGAUUGCCAUUGAUGGCCUCUUGGCGCUCGGUAUUUUAAAAGGAAAUAACGAUGAGAUCCUGGCGGAAAGAAUCAGCACCGCUUUCAUGCCGCAUGGCCUCGGCCACUUCUUGGGCAUGGAUACAGGUGGUCACCCCAACGAGACCGAUCCAGAUCCCAUGUUCAAGUAUCUGAGCCCGAAAAUAUUCGAUUCUUGGCUGACGCUCUCGCAAUACAUUGAUGAAGAGGUGCUUGACGAGUACUGGGAUAUUGGCGGCGUAUGGUAUUGA
This is a messenger RNA of Fusarium keratoplasticum, 933 nucleotides long. Its product is annotated as AMP-N domain-containing protein. NCBI's taxonomy places the organism in Eukaryota, Fungi, Ascomycota, Sordariomycetes, Hypocreales, Nectriaceae. The record is from RefSeq and is a predicted model, not a curated record. The coding region runs from base 1 to 933 and encodes 310 amino acids. Gene Ontology annotation, molecular function: peptidase activity. The transcript is spliced from 4 exons.